This is a messenger RNA of Puccinia triticina, 2307 nucleotides long. RefSeq lists its product as uncharacterized. The record is from RefSeq and is a predicted model, not a curated record. Gene Ontology annotation, molecular function: sucrose alpha-glucosidase activity. The transcript is spliced from 8 exons. Gene Ontology annotation, biological process: sucrose catabolic process. Bases 1 to 2307 code for a protein of 768 amino acids. NCBI's taxonomy places the organism in Eukaryota, Fungi, Basidiomycota, Pucciniomycetes, Pucciniales, Pucciniaceae.
AUGAACAAUUUCAAAGCAGCUUGGCUUGUGUUCAACCUUUCCGGAGCAAUCCUUCUGGGCAGCUUCACCUCCGCUUCUUCUCUUCAGCUGGUGAGGCGCGGAGAACUUCCCGUAGACACCUUCAGCGCCGACAAGACUGGUCCAAACCUAUCUUCCCACAAUGACUUUCAAACCCACCUGAACUCCACGUCUGAUGCAUGCCGGAUUGACCGCUCGCGACCGCCAGUGCUGGACGAGCUGAUUGGAUGCAGGAAUUCUUCCUUAUUCCACACAUGGCGCCCUAAAGCGCGAGUAAUAGGGCCACGAGGAUGGAUGAAUGAUCCUAUGGCAAUAUUCGAAACGAAGAGCGGAGUUUAUCAUGUGGGGUAUCAAUGCAACCCGGAUCACCUUGUGUGGGCAAAUAUCUCACAAUGUUCAGCUUUUACCACGGACUUCGUCCACUUUAAGGAUCACCAUAGUUGGAAAGAUCCGCGAACCAUUGUACCUACUCAGUUGUAUGACAUUAGAGGCGUAUUCGAUGGCACUGUGAUCAAGGACGGCUGGAACGGUCAUCCAAGUAUCAUAUACACCUCUGUUUUUACAGGCCCUAUCGGAGCCAAAAGUGAUCCACCUGAGAUUGAAGGCGUUGAGACGCAGAGUGUUGCCUACACUGAGGACGAUGGCCAUACCUGGACAAAGUUGAACUUUGGUGCCAAUGGCAAUCCUGUCAUUUACAAUUGGCCAGAGAAACAUCUUUCAGGAUUUAGGGACCCAUUUGUUUUCAAGUCAAGCGAAUUCUCCAGUUUUUACGCCAAUGAAUCCAUUGUUCACCAGACACCGGGCAAUCCGAAUGCGCUCAAGCCCAGUGGAACCAACUUCUUACUUCUCAGUGGUGGAAUUCGAACGGAAGCUGACCCGAUCUAUGGUGGACCCAGGCUGUUUCUCUAUCGCCAAACCGAGGAGAACAACAUUCGUGAUUGGACCUAUCUAGGCCCUUUGACAUCCUCGGUAGCUGAACCUCACCAAACUAGUGAAUGGACUGGUGCCAAAGGUACCAACUAUGAAUGCGGUGCGAUCACCAAAGUCGACGAGCACGGAUUAGUCAACCAGGAAGAUUCAGCUCGCUCCACCAGCCAGCUCAACAUCAUCGUGACAGGAACUGAAGGCGGCCGCGUCACUCCGAGUUACUGGCCUAUUUGGCAUGCCGUCAGUUGGGAUUUCAACGCGGAUGACGGCAAUGUGAAAUCAAAGAUAGAUUUCUCGGGGGUUAUAGAUUGGGGCAAAGCAUAUGCGUUUCAUCUGUUUGAAUCGAAGGGUCGCCAGCUGCUCGUCGGUUGGACAUACGAAGACGAUGCCCAGAACAUCUUGACACCCCAGAGAGGAGCUCAAGGUGCCUUCACGUUAUUCCGGGAAUUAUAUGUCCAGGUUAUUCGCCACAUCCACCCAUCCGUGCUCAAGUCUCCUGAGCAUGCACCUAGCUGGACCACCCGAACUGAAGCCGACGGUAGCCACUCCCUCAUUACUGCUGGUCAAAGGAUUCUGCCGGAAAUUACGACGGCCUUUCGCAAACAUUCCACUGUCUCCGCACUCCCUGCUCGCACCUUGAACCCUGGUUACAACCCAGGACUCCCUGAGCACAGCCUUUCAACUAACACAGUCCGGCUAGAAAAGCAACCUCAAGAUCGGUACUAUGCCAUUACUGCUCGCCUCGAAUUUUACACAGAGCGCAAAGAGGUUGAUGGCGAAAAUGUCGAUCGUGCCUCAAUGUCUCGUGGGGGCUUCCGGAUACUAUCCAGCGAGAACGAAUGGACUGAUGUCUAUUAUGAUCCAAGCACCGAGUACCUCGUAGUUGAUAGGUCCCACAGCUCCGCCAUUCCAUCUUUCAGUAAUUCGACGGAGCGCGCUAAGCUCAGGCUUUGGCCCAUAAUCAACCCCAUCACCAACCAAGUCGAACUCGAGUCUCUGAACUUGACGAUUGUCGUCGACAACAGUGUGGUCGAGGUCCACGCCAACGAGCGGGCAAUAAUCACCACUCGAGUCUACCCUUGGUAUGAGAAUUCCAUUGGCAUUGCAUAUUUGGUUCAAGGCCGCCCAACUGUGGUAGAUGAGGUCCACCUCCCCAGGCAUUCGGCCCUAACCGUCAACCAAGACCCAAUCAGUUCUCCGCCCAACCUUAACUUCCAACCUCAUUCCGUCCACUUCAGGAACAUUGAGAUGUGGGAUGGUCUGGUAAACGCAUGGCCAGACCGGCCGCGCGAUACCCGUCUUCCAGGUGUCUACAGUCACAACAUCACCACCUCCCUUUAUGGCCUGUGGCCUGACCUAUAA